GGCGCACUCAGCAAGCCAAAGAUAAACACGUACACGGAUACUGGCAGGCGUUUCUCUGGUUAUUAGGAGGUAACAGAGGCGAGCUGGAGAUGGACUAGCUGGUUAACACGCAGACGUGUGAGGAACCGCGGGGGGCACCGCUACAGGAGCGCAGAAGGACGAGUUUGCAGAGAUCCAGUCGCAGGAUCUGAAGAUCAAUCCAAAAUGGUACGAGCAGCCUUGGUGACGGUCACCAGUCUGGCCCUGACUGGGGCCGUGGUGGCUCACGCUUACUUUCUCAAACACCAGUUCUACCCCACUGUGGUCUAUCUCACCAAGAGCAGCCCAAGCAUGGCGGUGUUGUACAUUCAGGCGUUUGUACUGGUGUUUCUACUGGGGAAGUUCAUGAGGAAGGUCUUUUUUGGUCAGCUAAGGGCUGCCGAAAUGGAGCAUCUGAUUGAGCGCUCCUGGUAUGCGGUGACAGAGACGUGUUUGGCUUUCACCGUGUUCAGGGAUGACUUUUCCCCUCGCUUCGUCGCCCUCUUCACCCUCCUGCUCUUCCUGAAGUGCUUCCACUGGCUGGCUGAGGACCGGGUGGACUUUAUGGAGCGGAGUCCAAACAUAUCCUGGGUUUUUCACUUUAGAGUAUUAUCUCUCAUGGGUCUUCUAGGCAUCAUGGACUUCUUGUUUGUCAGCCACGCUUGUCACAGCAUCAUCACCCGAGGAGCUUCGGUCCAACUUGUAUUUGGAUUUGAGUAUGCCAUCCUGCUGACCAUGGUGCUAACCAUCUUCAUCAAGUACAUCCUGCACACCAUUGACCUGCAGAGUGAGAACCCGUGGGACAACAAGGCCGUGUAUAUGCUCUACACCGAGCUCUUCACAGGUUUCAUCAAAGUGCUGCUGUACAUUGCUUUCAUGACCAUCAUGAUCAAGGUCCAUACGUUCCCCUUGUUUGCCAUCCGCCCCAUGUAUUUGGCCAUGAGGCAGUUUAAGAAAGCCGUGACGGAUGCAAUAAUGUCCCGGAGAGCUAUCCGCAACAUGAACACACUGUACCCUGAUGCGACUCCAGAGGAUUUGCAGGCUUCAGACAAUGUUUGCAUCAUCUGUCGAGAGGAAAUGGUUACUGGAGCCAAGAAACUACCGUGUAAUCACAUUUUCCACUCAAGCUGCCUGCGCUCCUGGUUCCAGAGGCAGCAGACCUGCCCUACCUGUCGCAUGGACGUCCUCAGGGCAUCCAACAACAACCAGACUCAGGCUGCAGCCCAAGCUCCGCCUCCUGCCCCCGCCGCCCCCGCUAAUGCUCCCGCAGCCCCGGCUCCUAACGUGGCUCCAGGCAUGUUACCGGGGUUCCCUCCAGGCCUCUUCCCUUUCUGGGGUCCUUUUCCCGCGGUGCCUCCACCUGGAGGAGCUCCAGCCCCCGGUGGCGCCGAUGGCCCUCAAGGCGGCACAGAGGCCACGCAGGCAGCUGGCACCAGUCAGCCCACAUCCUCCAGCGCUGACUCUACUACGUCACCUGCAGCUGCUCCAGGAUCAGCAAUCCCCGGCUUCCCCUUCACGUUUCCUCCUCCUCCCUUCCCCACUGCACCAUGGCUGCCCAUGCCCCCCCCUCCUCCCUUCGUGUCAUCGAUGCCUCCUCCCCCUCCGUCCCUGUCCCGCCUGUCGGAGGAGGAGCUGAGGGAGCUGGAGGCUGAAGGCCGCCGGGGCCUGGAGGCCCGACUCCAGUGUCUCCAGAACAUCCACACCCUGCUGGACGCCGCCAUGCUCAACAUCCACCACUACCUCAGCACCGUCACCACCCUCACAGCUCCUCAGGCCGCGGGCAGCACCGAAGAAGUCAGUGGAGCGAGUGCAUCGUCUGCUGCAGCUGCUGCCAGCAAAACGGAGACGGACUCGUCCGUCUCUGAUCAAGAGAGCAAAGCCACCGUCUCCUCUCCCCCCGCCGAUUCCACGUCCUCCACCUUGGACACAGAAGGAGAGGAAAAGCUGGACGAGAGAGAGGCGGAGGAGGGCGACGACGACGGAGAACCCAACGCCGCCGAGCUGAGGCGCCGCCGUCUUCGCAAGCUAGAGACGGCGACGUCGUCUUCGUCCUCGCCUCCCCCCCCGGACAACUGAUCGGCGUGCUCUGACUCAGGCAUAUCACUCGGGAUCAGCAGGGACUCGGACCCGCGGCUGCUUCGGUUCUCUGUUGCCUCUCUUCUUGUGGCUCUCACCUUCCACAGGCUCAGGGUUUUAACUGCGUUGAGUUACUGUACACGUGAGCUGUGGGAAGAUGCCUCUGAACUAUUUCUGUAUCAGGCAGCAAUAGCACCCCCCUUUUUCUUUUUUUUUUUUGUAUUUCUGUUUUUAUUUAACCGCAUUCGGCCCCAGGACGGACUGCUGCGACACUAGUGAUGCAGGCGGCGGAUGAACCAUUCUCAUUUCAAACCCGGUUUUUGUUGUGGGAGACGCAUUGUUUAGAUUUACUCUUUUUGCUAUUUUUACUGUUGAUGAUGUCUUAGGCUGCAUCUUUUGCUUAAUCCAGCUGUGUUCAGUAAACCGAUGAUCCCACUGACCACAUGAACGUUACAGAGCACACGGGUCCUUAACAAAACCAGUGGAUUCAAAGCAACUGGAGCCAAUCUGCUACGUCUGCUUCCUCUUCCAUAAACAUACCUUGCUCUUCUGUUCUCCUCUUUGCUGCCACAGUUAACACUGUACCACACUGAUUUAUUUGAAUGUGUACAUAGUGUAAAAAGAGUUUUAAUAGGAUGAUCUAUACAUACUGGAGAAUAAAGCGAGUGAAAUGGCAGUGGAACAGCACACACUCUGGUUUGAAUGUUUACCACCUGACGCCACAGAGGAGUGUGUUGUUAGAGCUCUUCUCUGGGCGCGUUUCUUCAGGUUUUCCGCUGCAGUGCCUCAAUGUUUCCUUAAAGUUGGAGGUGUGGCGGUCGACCGACUUAUCUAGAAGAUCCUAAUCUUUGUCAACUUCUGACUUUUUCCAGAGAGCAUGUUCAGAAUUUGGAUCACCUCUGUUCUUGGUAUCUAUUAUGUUCAGAAGAAAUAAAUAUUAGCAGAGCUGCAACUUUGUUGUAACUUGGUUUUAGAUGAAAAUAUGUUUGUAUCACAAAUCCAUGUGGCCAGAAUCUAAAAUGUUCAUUGUUUACUCGCAA
Messenger RNA from Cololabis saira (Pacific saury), 3134 nucleotides. It is a transcript of the gene syvn1, whose product is annotated as synovial apoptosis inhibitor 1, synoviolin. The transcript has 16 exons. Bases 205 to 2094 code for a protein of 629 amino acids. Gene Ontology annotation, cellular component: cytoplasm. NCBI's taxonomy places the organism in Eukaryota, Metazoa, Chordata, Actinopteri, Beloniformes, Belonidae. The record is from RefSeq and is a predicted model, not a curated record.